AUGGAGGCGUUUAGGGUAUACGACACCUCCUCGUCUUCUCCCUCUGUUCCCCCAUCGGAGAAUGGACAAGCGCCGGCGGCUCCUCUUUUAGAUCGCGAGCACAUGUUCGACAAGGUGGUGACGCCGAGCGAUGUCGGGAAGCUGAACCGCCUCGUGAUCCCAAAGCAGUACGCGGAGAGGUUCCUCCCCCUCGACCCGUCUGUUGCCGUCAAGGGCCUCAUCAUGUCCUUUCAGGACCUUGCUGGUAAGCAAUGGUGCUUCCGCUACUCCUACUGGAACAGCAGCCAGAGCUACGUCAUGACCAAGGGGUGGAGCCGCUUCGUGAGGGAGAAGCAGCUCGCUGCAGGCGACACCGUGUCCUUCCUCCGCAGCGCCGGCAACGCUGGGCAGGACCGCCUCUUCAUCGACCUGCAGCACCGCCCUCCGCUUCCCAUCACGCAGUUCUCUCUUCCCGGACGGCCAGUGGGACAGUGGAGCGGAUUCAUCGCAUCGUCCUUCUACUACCGAUCGGCAUGUCCGCGACAUGUAGGGGUGCAAGCAGAUGCAGGUAGGAGUGACAUGGUGAGCAUGCCGCUGGUCCCAGGCUCAGUUCCGGUGGUCUUCGGCACAGCUAAGCCAAAGCAGCUCAGGCUGUUCGGAGUAAACCUAGAGUGGCCGGACGCGGAGGGCAGCAGCAACUCCCAAUCCUCGCCAUCAUUGCAGCCUGCUCGCUGGUGGAGCACCUGA
This is a messenger RNA of Musa acuminata AAA Group (dessert banana), 726 nucleotides long. Its product is annotated as B3 domain-containing transcription factor NGA1-like. The coding region runs from base 1 to 726 and encodes 241 amino acids. Lineage: Eukaryota; Viridiplantae; Streptophyta; Magnoliopsida; Zingiberales; Musaceae. The transcript has a single exon. Gene Ontology annotation, molecular function: DNA binding; DNA-binding transcription factor activity. The record is from RefSeq and is a predicted model, not a curated record.